AGGUCUUAAAUACAAAAAAACAUGCAAAACUGUCAAAAAAUUACAUUCUCUAGUCUAAAUCAUUCUCUAAAUGAAUUAAUCUCUUCAUAGCCUAUCUAAAAAAAGUUGUAGCUACUAUGUAAACACAGCGAGAAUCACCUCAGGAUUUGACCGUUUGAAUUAAUUAUUCAUUGUGAUUAUUGUAGGUGUUGGUUUGUAUGGUGAAACUACAAACAAAUACCGUUUAACUGGAUUUACUAGAUUCCCAAAUUAUGUAACUUCAUUUUGUUAUGGAAGGUUACUUCAUUGCUUUUUUGGGAGUGGCACAUUUGGUCUAAAAAGCGGUCAAGAAUUCAAAAAUGGCAAUUUUUAGCUAUAUGUAUUUGUAUUAUAAGUGCCUAACACUGCUAUAGAAGCAAUUUCAGCCAAUUACACGCAAUUUCUUCCAAAGCCCCGCCUCCAGAUAUAUGCCAGCCAAUCCGAUCACAGCAAACGCGAACGCGUUAUUGUGAUUCGCUAAAAAAACGCGGGCCGCUGCUCUGUAUCCAGAGUGUGUGGUAACACAGAGUCAGCUGAUUCCUCGCGACAACUGUUUGAUUUAUAUCUGUCAGGUUUCAGACAUAAAUUCUGACUAUGUUGUCUCACGUGACUGACGCGGAGGAACUUUGAACAUAACUCCACCUCCGCAGCCCUUUAAAUGCUCAUGCGUGACUUACUCUGAAGUUAAGUAUCUGCGGUAAACCACACCAAACGUCCCAACUGAAGUACCAACAACAGACUGCAUGAUAAAACAGGGCUUACUGUAGAAACCGCUUCCACCAACCCUCAUAAAGAUGUCUAAUUUUGACGAACUUCUGCAACACGCUGGUGACUUCGGGUUGUAUCAGAAGAGAAUCUCUCUCUUAGGGUCUUUGCCUAUUUUGCUACUCGCUUUUGUGCUGAUAGGAGUUGUGUUCUUAGGAUACACUCCAGACCACUGGUGUAAAACUGCGGGUCUCCAGGAGAAAUGCGCUUUCUCAGAGCAGCAGGUCCGCGAUCUGACGGUUCCCCGCACGGGGUCGCGCGGCGCGUUCAGUAAAUGCUUGAAGUUUGACGCGCUUUGGAACAGGAGCGCGCUUACAUGUAAUAUCUCCCUCGACCGGUCCAUUUUCACCAACAGCACACAUCUAUCCUCUUGUAAUGAAGGGUGGACCUUUGAUGAGAACCGGAGCACCAUUGUAACAGAGUUUUCAUUGGUUUGUGAAGACUCUUGGCUUGCAGACCUGAACCAGGUAUCCUUAGCUGGAGGGUUUUUUAUAGGUGCCCUGGUGACUGGAUACCUAGCUGACAGGUUUGGGAGAAAAUCUUGUUUUAUUGUGUCAAUAUUUGGCCUUGCAGUUUCUGGGAUAUGCAUUAUUUUUUCACCAUAUUACCCCCUCCUCCUGUUCUUUCGAUGUUUGCAAGGCUUUUUCGCCAAAGGAGCAUGGACCGCCAUAUAUGUGUUGGUUAUCGAAUUCUUUGGAUCAAACAACAGGAAAUUUGUCUCCGUUAUGUCCCGUACUCUGUACUCGUUGGGUUUGGUGCUCCUUCCUGCUCUGGCGUAUUACAUUCCUUCAUGGAAGAACCUACAGCUGGCAAUGACUCUACCAACAUUCAUCUUUCUGGUCUAUCACUGGGUUAUUCCAGAGUCUCCCAGAUGGUUGCUGUCACAAAGGAAGACAAAAGAAGCUGUAAAAAUUGUUGAGAGCAUCGCAAAGUGCAAUAAAAGAUCACUUCCUGAAGACUUUCAAGAGAUGGAUCUUCUGAUAGAAAAACAAGAGGAAAUUGUUCGUCCUUCAUAUAAAGAUUUAUUUAGGACUCCUAAAAUGAGGAAACACACCCUCAUCUUGAUAUAUGCAUGGUUUACCGGUGCAGUGGUGUUCCAGGGUUUGGUGUUACGUUUAGGAAUCACAGGAGAUAACGUUUUCCUGGAUUUUCUCAUCUCCGCUGUGGUGGAGCUUCCAACUGGAAUUAUAUUUUAUUUCUUAGUUGACCGUAUUGGCAGACGCCCUCUCAUGGCAACAGUCAAUUUUAUUGGAGGGGCUGCUUGUUUGGCUGUGCCAUUUAUUCCACUGAAUAUUUCAUGGCUGAAAAGAACCAUUGCGAUAAUCGGAAGACUGGCUGUUGCUAUUGGGAAUGAGACUGUGAAUUUUGCCAACACAGAACUGUAUCCAACACCACUCAGAAACUUAGGCGUAUCUGUGUGCUCCUCAGCCAGUGACAUUGGGGCAGUUGUUGCUCCGUUUAUUCUGUACAGAUUAGCUAAUAUUUGGCAAGAGCUUCCCCUCUUCGUCUAUGGGGCCAUGUCAGUUCUGUACAGUGGACUUGUGAUGCUUUUACCAGAAAUGAGAGGUGUUGAUCUGCCAGAAACUGUGGAUGAUGUGGAAAAUAUGAGAAGGUGCAAACACAAGAAAAAAGAUGGGCCUCAGUUUCCUGAAAUAAACAUUGUUCCAAUGAAAGCAGCUGAGAGAACAUCCUAGAAAGUAUUUCAUUUGCAAACAAUAAAUGUAAUCAGAACAUUUAUGGUUGAUAGCAUGUCCAGUACUGUAAUAUUAGCAUAAUAUCAUAUAUGCAAUAUGCAUCCAAAAGGAAAAAUGAAAGUAGAGAUGCGUUCAGAUGAUUUUAGACAUUUUAAAUGACAUAUUCCCAAACUUUUAAUGCUUUAUUUGUUGGCUGUUUUUGUUUUGUUCAUUAAAUGUGUCUCUUCA
Molecule: messenger RNA, 2705 nt
Organism: Onychostoma macrolepis
Lineage: Eukaryota; Metazoa; Chordata; Actinopteri; Cypriniformes; Cyprinidae
Gene: slc22a3
Product: solute carrier family 22 member 3
Exons: 12
Coding region: 813-2477 (554 amino acids)
Biological process (GO): transmembrane transport
Cellular component (GO): membrane
Molecular function (GO): transmembrane transporter activity
Source: RefSeq, a predicted model, not a curated record